Aureobasidium pullulans EXF-150 is the source of this 705-nucleotide messenger RNA. RefSeq lists its product as uncharacterized. The transcript has a single exon. Gene Ontology annotation, cellular component: mitochondrion. Gene Ontology annotation, biological process: ribosome disassembly; mitochondrial translational initiation. The record is from RefSeq and is a predicted model, not a curated record. NCBI's taxonomy places the organism in Eukaryota, Fungi, Ascomycota, Dothideomycetes, Dothideales, Saccotheciaceae. Gene Ontology annotation, molecular function: translation initiation factor activity; ribosome binding. Bases 1 to 705 code for a protein of 234 amino acids.
AUGUCAUCCCCAAUGCAAGCGCUCUAUCGUGUCUUUGUACAGCCGGCCAUCACGACACGCACACGACCAACCACAAUACUCUCCAUCAGCAAACCUCUCACCUCCACCCGCACCUUCACCUCGUCCCCACCAAGACUAGCAGCAAAAGGUCCCCCAGCAAAGCGCAAACAACUCUGGGACGAAGAGAUUCCCGCCCGCCGCAUUCAACUCGUCGAUCCCACCACAGAAAAACUCCAAGAACCCCAACGCCUCCGUGACGUGCUCUCCACAAUCGACAGGAAAGCCUACCGUAUAAUCUGCGUAACGCCUCCCCCGGCAGGAGAUUGGUCUCAAGAAUGGAUACCCACGUGUAAACUGCAAGAUAAAAAGGCAGCUUACGAGGCGGAAAAGGCAAAGAAGAAGACUGCGCAGGUUAAACAGGCGGCAGAGGGGACAAAGACGUUGGAGUUGAAUUGGGCCAUUGAUACGAAUGAUUUGGGGCAUAGGAUGAAGAGGAUGCAGGACUUUUUGGCCCAGGGCAAGAAGGUCGAGAUUAUAUUGGCGAGGAAGAAGGGUGGGAGAAAGGCGACAGCGGAAGAGUGUGAGGAAUUGUUGCAGAAGAUUGGUCUGGCGGCUGAGGAAGUCAAGGGCACCAAGGAGCUCAAGAAGUUUGAAGGCAAGUUGGCUGGAAUGGGCAAUCUGACGUAUGAGGGUCCCAAGCCGUAG